Molecule: messenger RNA, 1108 nt
Organism: Ostrea edulis (European flat oyster)
Lineage: Eukaryota; Metazoa; Mollusca; Bivalvia; Ostreida; Ostreidae
Product: neuropeptide Y receptor type 6-like
Exons: 1
Coding region: 86-1108 (340 amino acids)
Biological process (GO): neuropeptide signaling pathway
Cellular component (GO): membrane
Molecular function (GO): G protein-coupled peptide receptor activity
Source: RefSeq, a predicted model, not a curated record
AACACUCAAUAUAUAAAGGAUAAGUGUCAUUACUUUACUUCAGUUGCCGUUCUCAUCUAGACCAGUCAAAAGCUUCUGGCUAAUCAUGGCAAAUUCCUCUGACAAUGGAAGUGAAUAUGGUGCCUCCUUGGAUAACUACUGGACGGACGAAGGAAAUUUCCCCUCCUCUUUUGUGUUUCCAUGUUCCCCAGACUUUCCAUACCUUUGUCCAGUGGCCAUCAUCGCCAUAGUCAUAUCAACUCUUGGAAUCAUCGGAAACAUAGCAGUCAUAGCGUCAAUGGUCAAAGAGAAGCUUUACAGGAAGACGUCACACAUGUCCAUCCUGGUUUUAGCCGUCAUCGACGUCCUGUGUCUGUUUGUGAUUAUUACUAGAGAGUGUAUAUACUUUCCAAACGAAUUUUACUUCGUGGAAAAAUUUGGCUUUUCUAACACCUUUUGUAUCACAUUCUUCGUUUUCAACAACACGCCAUAUUUGAGUUCGUGCUGGAAUGUCGUUUUUCUGGCAUAUGAGAGGUAUGUUUUAGUCACCAACCCGUUGGUUUAUAUCAACAACCAUACUCCGAAAGUCGUGGUCAUAAGAGCGCUUGUGGCCUUUAUUCUCGUCAUUGUUGUUAACGUUGCCUAUGCGCUCAUAACAGUCGUUAUGACCGGUAUAUCAAAAUGUCCAGAUUUCGUUCUGAUGCCUUUGCAUUAUGGGUUUGUAACUCUCCCUAUGAUCUCUGCCUCUUUGUUUUCGCUGAUUUUCUUUCACUGUUCCAAGGUGUCGAAGCUCAGAAAUUCUACACGCUUUAAAGGACGACAUACCCGAAACGAACAGCAGUUUCCACACAUGACGACGAUCGUCUACGUCAUAGUCAUCAUCUUCAUCGUGUCUCAGAUCCCCUACCUCAUGUUUGACGUAAUUUCUAUUUUUGAGCACUUCGAAUUAAUCACUUGGCCCUAUGAAUACCUCGACAUCCUUCUCCAUGUCAGCAUCAUUGUGUUUCUGAUUAACUAUGCCAGCAACCCUUUUAUAUAUUGGAUUACCCCCCUUAGAAUCAGAUGCCGACGUAAAACUCCCAAGUCCUCGACAGAAAUCACUAAUGCGUCGAUCACAGUCAGAUUAUGA